AUGCGCUAUUGUGUCGGUAUCGUCGGCCGUGAUGCGGACGGUAGAGAAAUCAGAUGUAAUGAAAGAUUUCAUUCUCGUUGUCAUCUGGAGGGUCGUUCACCUAAUGGUAGCUGGUUCUGCCCGUUUUGCGUGGAUAUGCUUGUAAGUACGAAUUUGAAUUACGAAAACCCAUUCGAUGAAAGUAAAUUGUCGUAUCGAAGCAAAGUAUUGAUGAUUUUCGAUUGCGUUCGACAUCAACACGUUGUCGAAGGAGACAAUGAAGCCUACUUUCAUCGAAGUGGUAGAACAAGAUACGUCAGCAGGAGGUCAACUUCAUAUGUAUCUGGACCAUCUACUCGCCAUGGUGAGAUGACUGAAAGAAGGAAGUCGCCAUCAUGUGAGCCUGGACCAUCUAGACGCUUAUAUGAGCCGAAUGAACAAUCCUUGCGAAGACGACGUCAGACAUGCGUUGAAGAAGGUGGAUGGGAAACGGAAUCUGAAACAGAAGCAUCGUUCAACUCGUCUGGAAGUGAUGAGUCAGAUGGUGAAGAUAAUGAAAGCAUGAGGAGUGCUACGCCAUCUGAUAGUAACUCCGCAUCAGAAGGUGGAAAUGAUUGGAGUAUGAUCGAUGAUGUCGUUCUCUGUGAAGAACCACAACCAGGAUAUAGUGGCAACGGUUUCACAACAGUAUCGAGAAGCCGGAAACGCAGGAAGCGUCAAGGAAAGAAACGAUCACGGAAAGGAAAGAAGCGGUCACGCCGCACAAAGAAAAAAAAAUUACCAAAUGUUCGUCAACGUUUAGCGAGUAUAGUGGGACUGAAUAUUCGUACGGGUCGAGUUAAACGGCGUAGAGCGAUGCGAAGGGAAUCGUCCGAUGAACCAAGAAGUGAGACACGUAAUGUCGAUUUAUUGGACACUAUAAUGAUGGAACAAGCCAAAGUAUUGGCACCGUCAAAUUGUAGAGCAUUGACCAGAGAUGGUACCGUACGAGAAACGAAACUCAUGGCAGAAUACAUCAAAAAAGUGGACGAGUCAACUUCAAAUCAAGUGAAUUAUUAG
Molecule: messenger RNA, 1038 nt
Organism: Anisakis simplex (herring worm)
Lineage: Eukaryota; Metazoa; Nematoda; Chromadorea; Rhabditida; Anisakidae
Source: the annotation of a GenBank genome assembly